AUGGAUAGGUAUCUACAUACCAAUGUUCAAAUUAUUAUGACUACAAAAGAUGCCGAAUUUUUAGAUAAAAAUAACUCACCAGAGAAGUCUGAAGAGAAGGGAGUUAAUUUUAUAGGGCCUUCUUCUGUAUAUCCAGAGAAAAGGCCACGAUAUUUAACUGCUAAGUAUGAUAAGAAAACGCGACAGCGAAUUGGGGAGCGUCUUAAAGUUGAAAAUUUUAUUUUCGAACAAUUACGAAUAUUAUAUCAGACAGAGACUGACGAAUAUGAUUGUAAUUUAGACCUAGAGGACAUUUUAGCUAUUGAUACUGAUGAAGAAAGACAACGCAUGAUAGAGGUUAGCUAUAGUUUUGCUUUACACAUAAUAGGAGCAAUUAUCAAAUGCACCUUGUGA
Molecule: messenger RNA, 393 nt
Organism: Protopolystoma xenopodis
Lineage: Eukaryota; Metazoa; Platyhelminthes; Monogenea; Polystomatidea; Polystomatidae
Source: the annotation of a GenBank genome assembly